Molecule: messenger RNA, 288 nt
Organism: Coniosporium apollinis CBS 100218
Lineage: Eukaryota; Fungi; Ascomycota; Dothideomycetes
Exons: 2
Coding region: 1-288 (95 amino acids)
Source: RefSeq, a predicted model, not a curated record
AUGACGACCCUUGGCGACCAUGUUAAGUACAAUCGUCUCCCCUCUCUAGAGGAGGCGGCUAUCUCGCUUAAGACCCUACCCGUCGCCGACAUCAUCAACGGCCCUAUUCGCGACGUGUUCCUCAAACAUGAUGCCCACCACAAGUUCUGCCUUCACCUCCAGCACCGCCACCACACAGUUGGCGCCAACGAGGCCAUCGUGAAGGUUAACGGCACGGCGCAUCUUAUGGAUCAUGGGGACAUCGACAAGAUCAUCCGCCUUGGUUACACGGUUUUUCCAACAACCUGA